This is a messenger RNA of Lepisosteus oculatus (spotted gar), 1985 nucleotides long. Its product is annotated as aldo-keto reductase family 1 member B1. The record is from RefSeq and is a predicted model, not a curated record. Gene Ontology annotation, cellular component: cytosol. Gene Ontology annotation, molecular function: aldose reductase (NADPH) activity. Lineage: Eukaryota; Metazoa; Chordata; Actinopteri; Semionotiformes; Lepisosteidae.
CUGUAAACCACCAGUGCCGGCUCGCACGACAUUGCAGGGAGGUAUAUGGUUCUCUAUACGUCCUAAUGAGCAGAUCCACCUCAGAGUCUCCGUGGAGCAGGGAGAUAUGGCAGUGAUGUCUCACCGAGAUCGGUCUGUCUUUGCUGGACGACAAUCUGGUCCAUAAUGAGACAUUCAAGGGAUCUAGACCAAGCAACACACUGGUAUCAACAGUAUGGCGUACAGCUCCCUUUGAAGGAAAGCAGGCUGUGCCGAUGUAGGAAAACUAGGGACACUUCAGCACACAGAUGGCCAGCGCCUUGGAGGCCAAAAUCAAGCUCAACGAUGGGAGGCUGAUGCCCUUGCUGGGCCUGGGGACGUGGAAGACAACCACAGCAGAGGUUCUUCAGGGAGCUGCAGAAGCAGCCAUCGCGGCUGGAUACCGACACAUCGACACUGCCUACUCCUAUGGGAACGAGGUUGAGCUGGGGAAGGCCUUGCGGGCCAAGAUCCACCAAGGAAUCAUCAAACGCGAGGACGUGUUUAUCGUCAGCAAACUGUGGUGUACCUAUCAUUCCCCCGAAGACGUGCCUUUGUGUCUCAACAAGUCCUUACAAGACCUGCAGCUGGACUAUGUGGACCUCUAUCUCAUUCACUUCCCUGUGGCCUUCCAGAGGAUAGACGAAGAGCUGUUUCCGUGUAAGGAGGGCAAAAUUCUCACCCUAGAGACAGACUACAUUGACACCUGGAAGGCAAUGGAGGCUCUGGUCUCUUCAGGCCGAGUAAAGAGCAUUGGAGUGUCCAACUUCAACAUACAACAGCUGGAGAGACUGCUCUCUGCUGCUAAGAUACCACCAGCUGUCAAUCAGGUGGAGCUGCAUCCUUACCUGGUCCAGUCUGACCUUGUGAAGUUCUGUCAAUCCAAAAACAUUGCCCUGACUGCAUACAGCCCCUUCGGCUCUCCUGGGAGGCCCAAAGAACUUCACAGGGGAGCCACUGACCCGGAGAAACUCCUGGAAGAUCCUGUGGUGGCAGCAAUAGCCAAGAAAUAUCAAAAGAGUUCAGCACAGGUCUUACUAAGAUUUCAUGUGCAGCAGGGUAUCGCAGUUAUUCCUAAGAGCAUCAGACCCAACCACAUUUUAGAGAACACCAAGAUCUUUGACUUCAAUUUGAGCAACAAAGACAUGAAGACUUUGAAGAGUCUAAACAGAGGCUGGAAAGCGUGUGUCUUUGAUUCGCUGAAGUCACAUCCUUUCUAUCCUUUUGAACACUGACGUCCCCGGGGGUUUCACAGAGAUGAGGCCAAGGAGGAAAGGAAAUCUUACCAACUCUCUCACAAACCAUCACUGGAAACAUGUGAAACUGUUCCCACACUGCAGGAGAAAGAGUGCAUCUGAAUUAUCACUCUAUGGGCAGUUGUACUUUCACUUUGGAGGAAUUCCAAAUGUUUACAAAACAUCCUCAAGAAAAAGAAGUAAAACAUCACAAAUCAAUGCAUCAGGAACAUAAUUUUCCUCUUCCUCAUUAACCUUUACUCAUCUACCACUCAUAUACGGCUAUCAUGUAAUGGACAGUACUGUGUAUUUUUCAAGAAGCAUGACUGCAAUACAAAAACAAGAAUGAAAUUUGAAAAUCUCUGUGCACUGGUCAGUUAUUGAUAUGUGAAAAUACUGUACUGUAUGUUGUUUUGCUAUUCAUUGCAUUUGCAAAAAUACAGGGAUAGAUGCAAAAAAGCUCCAAUAAUGACAUUAAUUUGUGUAUGUACUAGAAUUAAAUCACAUGACUGUUAAAUCUGGGUGACACAGAGGUGCUGUGGCUAGCAUUUCUGCCUUACAGUACUAGAGCGCUGGGUUCAAUUCCUGGGUUGCUAUCUGUGUGAAGUCUGAAUGUUCCCCCUGCAUUUGUGUGGGUUUCCUCUGGGUGGAAACUGGUCUCCAGGACUGAGCAGGGCUCAGAAACUGCUAAAAAGCAUGUUUGCUAAUCUUGAAUAAAAGGUAAUGCUGUCA